AUCAUGUCACUCAAAUCUAUUCUGAAACCAACACAAGGACAAGGGAACAAACGGUCAUACGUGCCGAAAACAGGUUCAAAACUACGUCAAUCUAUCGUUCUUUCUCCUGAAUCGUCAAAGUCUACCAGGGUUAAGAGACAAGGCGAAGGUCGAAAAGUUGUUUCCAAGAACGUAGGGAGAGUUCCGAGAGAUGACGAUAAGGAUGAUGUUGACGGCGAUGAGAGUGAGCAGGACGAGGAAGAUGUCGAGAUGAGUGGGGAGGAGGGGACAGAUGAUGAUGAUAUGGAAAAAGUAGGGUCCAUUGUUGAGAAAAUCGCACCGAAACGUAAACAACCAACUACUUCAGAACAAUUCGGUACAACCCUAGCUUCUCUCCUUACAGAAUCUUCCCGUCCUCCUAAGAAAUUCAAAAAACAUCUCUCUUCUCCAGCUACUUCAUCAGCAGAUACAUCAUCUUCCUCUACCAAGCAAUCAAGUCAACCACUCGUAAUCCCAGCAAAAGAAACAAUUCAACCAGGUCGGAAUAUCUUGUCUUUAUCCCGAGCACCAUUACCACCUUCCAAAGCUGCCGAAGCGCUAGAGCGCAAGGCUACGAGACAGCUAAAAAAGGAGAAAGCGGAGAAGAUUGAUGCGGCUAGAGUGAGGGAUGUGUUGGAAGGUUGGAACGCCGCGGAUGGCACAGGAGCUCAAGAGUUUGAGAAGGGUUUGAAAAAGGUCGCUCAACGGGGAGUCAUCAAACUUUUCAAUGCCAUCCUCGUCGCUUCCAAGAAUGCAGAAUCUACUCCAACUCCUCAAUCUCUCGCUGAACAGGUUGGAGUUAAAGAUACGAAAAAGAGAAAAGAAAAGGAUAACGUACUUGGUCGUGGAGGGAAAGAAGGACAGUUGACAAGUGAAAGAUUUCUCGACUUGGUUAGGAAUGGCUAG
Tremella mesenterica DSM 1558 is the source of this 924-nucleotide messenger RNA. RefSeq lists its product as uncharacterized. The transcript has 3 exons. The record is from RefSeq and is a predicted model, not a curated record. Bases 4 to 924 code for a protein of 306 amino acids. Gene Ontology annotation, cellular component: preribosome, large subunit precursor. Lineage: Eukaryota; Fungi; Basidiomycota; Tremellomycetes; Tremellales; Tremellaceae. Gene Ontology annotation, biological process: maturation of LSU-rRNA; maturation of 5.8S rRNA.